Thermothelomyces thermophilus ATCC 42464 is the source of this 360-nucleotide messenger RNA. RefSeq lists its product as uncharacterized. The transcript has a single exon. The annotation marks the transcript as partial. The record is from RefSeq and is a predicted model, not a curated record. Lineage: Eukaryota; Fungi; Ascomycota; Sordariomycetes; Sordariales; Chaetomiaceae.
AGCAGCGCGACGACGAGGAGCCGGGGGCGGAUGGAUUGGGAGGACAGGACGCAGUUGCUGGGGGAGGAGUUCAGUGGCAGGGACGGAACAACUUGGAAACGGAGGAGCUCGGUCGGGCUUGAGGUAUACUACGAGCUGUUAAUCGGGUACGGCGACGGUGAGAAGAGGGGGAAUCAGGGCGCUGCGAGAGCCGCGGUACGCCACAGUUUAGACAGCCGCCGUUCCAGCGCAGGCUCGGGCUACGCCGGAGGCUGGGGAGACAGCCAGGAGAGCCUGGUCCUGGGGAUGAACGAUCCCAACAGCCCGACGCGGCGGAAUCCGGUAUCGAGGCUGGGCGAGCUCACAAGAGCCGACGCAAAA